This is a messenger RNA of Arachis duranensis, 2485 nucleotides long. RefSeq names its product inactive protein kinase SELMODRAFT_444075. The record is from RefSeq and is a predicted model, not a curated record. Gene Ontology annotation, biological process: protein phosphorylation. The transcript is spliced from 9 exons. NCBI's taxonomy places the organism in Eukaryota, Viridiplantae, Streptophyta, Magnoliopsida, Fabales, Fabaceae. Bases 94 to 2058 code for a protein of 654 amino acids. Gene Ontology annotation, molecular function: protein kinase activity; ATP binding.
ACCCGAAUUCAGUUUUCUAGUGUUUGUGAUGGGAACAUUGAGAUUGGGGGGGUUUUGGUAACUUCAAUUUUUGGCAGAGUUUGGAACUUUGAGAUGAGCAGCAAAAAGGAAAGUUAUGAAGAAGUAGAAGAAGAAGAAGAAGAAGAGAUGGUGAGUGGGAAAGUGGUAGUUGUUGCAGUUAAAGCUUCAAGAGAAAUUUCAAGAACUGCUUUGGUUUGGGCAUUGACUCAUGUUGUUCAACCAGGGGAUUCCAUUAAGCUGUUAGUUGUCAUUCCUUUUCUCUCCUCAGGCAAGAGGAAUUGGGGAUUCUCAAGAUUUACCAGUGAUUGUACCACUAGUAACUGGAGAUCCCACUUAGGAAGCGCUUCAGAUCAGAAAGAAAUUAUUACGAGUUCCUGUUCCCAAUUGGUGCUUCAACUACAUGAUUUAUAUGAUCCAGACAAGAUAAAGAUCAGCGUCAAGAUUCUUUCGAGUUCUUUAUGUGGAGCAGUUGCCAUUGAAGCCAAGAGAGUCCACUCAAGCUGGGUUAUAUUGGACAAAAAAUUGAAACAAGAAAAGAAGUGCUGCAUGGAGCAGCUGCAUUGCAAUAUUGUAAGUAUGAAGCGAUCAAGGGCAAAGAUUCUGCGCUUGAAUUUGAACAGUUCACCGAAGAUGGAACUUAAUGAUGGGGGGUGUUCAUUGUCAUUGGAGCUGAGUGCAUAUGCAAAACAAAAUCCAGACACAAUUAGAGGUCCUGCUGUUACUCCAGCUAGUAGUCCUGAGCAAGGAUCGCCGCUAUUGACUGCAACUGAUAUUGGUACCUCAUCACUAUCGAGCUCAGAUCCUAGCACUUCACCAUUUUUCCAGAGUGAUAUUUAUGAAAGGCGAAGGCACGAGGGACUGAAAAAUCUGGAGUAUAUUGAAUCUGACUCGGAGAGUGAAAAGCUAAGUUUAUCUUCAAAAAGUUCAUAUAUUCAGCCCUGGAUUGCCAAUGUGAUUUGUCUUGAUGGUGAGGACAGUAUGCAAAGGUUGGGCGAUCAAGACCCUGUCUUAGGAGUGCUUAAUUGUAAGAUUGAUGUCAACCUAAGCAAAAGUGUUAGAGAUGCAAUUUCACUUGCAAGAAAUGCACCUCCUGGUCCUCCUCCAUUGUGCUCUAUUUGUCAGCACAAGGCACCUGCAUUUGGAAACCCUCCAAGGUGGUUUACAUUUGCCGAAUUGCAACUCGCCACGGGUGGUUUUUCACAAGCAAAUUUCUUGGCACAAGGUGGUUUUGGUUCUGUACACCGCGGCGUGCUACCGGAUGGGCAAGUCAUUGCUGUGAAGCAGUAUAAAUUAGCCAGUACACAAGGUGAUAAAGAAUUUUGCUCAGAAGUUGAAGUCUUAAGCUGCGCACAACAUCGGAAUGUUGUGACGCUAAUUGGGUUUUGUGUGGAGGAUGGUAGAAGAUUACUAGUUUAUGAAUACAUAUGCAAUGGCUCUUUGGAUUCUCAUCUUUAUGGACGAAAACAGAAAGUACUAGAAUGGUCUGCUCGGCAAAAAAUCGCAGUGGGAGCUGCUCGCGGCUUAAGGUACCUACAUGAAGAAUGCAGAGUGGGAUGUAUUGUGCACCGUGAUAUGCGACCUAACAAUAUCCUCCUUACUCAUGAUUUUGAAGCACAGGUGGGAGAUUUUGGACUUGCUAGGUGGCAACCUGAUGGAGAUUUGGGUGUGGAAACCAGGGUCAUAGGAACAUUUGGGUAUUUGGCGCCAGAAUAUGCUCAAAGUGGGCAAAUAACAGAGAAAGCUGAUGUGUAUUCGUUUGGAAUAGUGCUAUUGGAGCUUGUAACAGGAAGGAAAGCCAUUGAUAUAAACCGCCCCAAAGGCCAGCAAUGCCUCAGUGAAUGGGCACGGCCAUUGCUUGAACUUGAACACGAAGAAGCAGAAGCGAGAGAAGAGCUAGUUGAUCCUAUAAUAUGGAAAGGGAAAGGGUAUAUUGCUAAAGAGGUUAAUCGAAUGUUGCAAUGUUGCUCCUUGUGCAUCCGAAGAGACCCUCAUUCAAGGCCCAGAAUGUCUCAGGUGCUAAGGAUGCUGGAAGAAUGAACAUUGUACACUCUAAUCAAAAUCAAACUUGGAUUAAUUUCUUCAUUGUACAGAAAAUCACUACUCUAUUUUUUUAUUUUUAUUAUUAUCAUUUUGGUUCCCCCUGACAAGCGUAGCAAAAUUUUGUAAAGCAAACAUUUAGUCUCCAAGAAAAUAAAUUAAUUAAUAAAGAGAAAAUAAACAAGUGUAUUAAAUAACAAUAUAACAUAAAGGAGUCAUUUAAAAGAAAAACAAAACAAUAGAAAAUCAAAGAAGCCCAAAAGGCUUGUUAGUAUUUGGGCUUGUAUUUGUGGAUCAUUAUUUUUAUUGGCACUUUGUGUAAUAGGUCCAACAAUAUGGGUUAUGUUUUCCCCACUCCACAUGGGUUGGCCCCCCAAAUUCAACAAACUCUAAUCAAAUACACAAUACAGAAACUAUAUUCGCUCGA